Ruditapes philippinarum (Manila clam) is the source of this 764-nucleotide messenger RNA. RefSeq lists its product as uncharacterized. Lineage: Eukaryota; Metazoa; Mollusca; Bivalvia; Venerida; Veneridae. Gene Ontology annotation, molecular function: dynein light intermediate chain binding; dynein intermediate chain binding. Gene Ontology annotation, biological process: microtubule-based process; cilium assembly. Gene Ontology annotation, cellular component: cytoplasmic dynein complex. The record is from RefSeq and is a predicted model, not a curated record. The transcript has 4 exons. The annotation marks the transcript as partial.
AUGGAAGGUAAAAAGGCCGUAAUCAAGAAUGCUGACAUGUCCGAGGACAUGCAACAGGACGCCGUAGAUUGUGCUACACAGGCUCUUGAAAAAUACAACAUUGAAAAGGACAUUGCUGCCUUCAUCAAGAAGGAAUUCGACAAAAAGGCACAGCGAUUCUUUCUUGGUGUUGGCAAGUACACACCAAAUGUUGGGCUUGCUGGUGAAAUGGGAUGGAAGCCACCGAUAGUCCGUCAAUGGAAAUUUACUGCUUUGUAUUGGUCAAAGUUAGCAAAUAUGGAAGAGUCUAGAUUUACAAAACGCAUUGCACUCUGGGUAUAUAAUGAAGCUAAUUGUACAUGGUCCACCAUGGGAGACAAAAGGGUGUUCAUAAAAAGCGUUGAGAUGCCGGAGGAAAUGCAACAAAUUGCCAUAGAAAUUUCUAUACGAGCGAUCGAGAAAUUUAGAAUAGAGAAAGAUAUUGCCGCCUACAUCAAAAAUGAGUUUGACCGGAAGUUUGAACCAACGUGGCACUGCAUCGUAGGCAAAAAGUUCGGAAGUCUUGUGUCACAUGAACCCAACAAGUUCAUCUACUUCAACGUUGGACCUACAGCUGUCCUUUUAUUCAGACUUGACAAAAUGACUGACAGGAAAGCCGUUAUAAAAAAUGCUGAUAUGUCAGAAGACAUGCAAAAUGAUGCAGUCGAAUGUGCCACCCAGGCUCUUGAAAAAUACAACAUUGAAAAGGACAUUGCUGCCUACAUCAAGAAGGAAUUCGACAAAAA